AACAAGGAACCUGAGGGGAGUUCAGUCAUUUAUUCAAACUUUUUUGUACAUUUUUGCAUAAAGCUGUUCAUUGGAACUCUCAAUAUGCAAAUGGCCAAGACAACUAAAGUGGAUGACCACGGAAUUCUUUCCUUGUUGAAGAAAAAUCCCUUCACAACAUCUAGCCAAGUCAAGAACAGUCCGGCGGAGUGGCGCAUCAUUGUCAAAGUCUACAAUCAAGAGAAAGAAAAAAGUCUGACCAGUUCUGAUGCAAGAUUAACUUGUACCAUAAUGAUGGGAAGAGAAGAGUAUGGAGAAGGAAAAGAAGGGCUCAUGAUCCAAAGCAUACCAGAUCAUCUGUCAAACAUGGCGAAAGUAGUGUUAUGGCAUGGGGUUGUACGGCUGCCAAUGGAACUGGGUCACUGGUGUUUAUUGAUGAUGUGACUGCUGAUAGAACUGCUGAUAGAUAGCAGGAUGAAUUUUGAACAGGACGGACCUUCACAGUCGGAUGGAUAAUGACCCAAAACAUAUCGUGAAAGCAACCCAAAUUAACUGUUCUUAAACGCAAGAAGGCUUCAACCCCAUUUAGCUGCUUUUCAUUUACUGAAAUCAAAACUGAAGGCUUAAAGAUCCAUAAACAAGCAGCAACUGAAAGCAGCUGCAGUAAAGACCUGACAAAACAUCUCAAGGGAGGAAACAGCAUUUGGUAACAUCCAUGGGUUCCAGAUUUCAGGCCGUCAUUGACUGCAAAGGAUUUGCAUCCAAGUAUUAAAAAUAAAUAUUAAAAAUUAAAAAUAAAUAUGGACGCUGAGAACAAUGACACGGACUGGAUCCUUAACCACUGCACCAUCAAGGUGGACUGGACGUCUCGGCGUAUCGGUCUCUUCCUGCUCCACCUCUUCAUGUUCAUCGUGGGAUUGAUCAUGAAUUUGACUGUCGUCUGGGUAAACUGGCAGAGACGCCGCACACGUAACACCGUCAUAUUCUGCAUCCUCAACAUGGGCGUGGCCGAUACCAUGCUGAUGCUCUUCUUACCCAUCUCCAUGCUCGAAGUUGCUUUAGACCACGUUUGGGUUUGGGGUGAUUUCUUGUGUCGCUUUUCGAAUUUAUUCAUCAUACUUAACAUCCAUGCUAGCUCAUUUUUCUUAGCCUAUAUAUCUGUUGAGCGUUAUCUGUCACUGGUACAUGGAUCAGCACCAAAAACAACAGCCACAUCAGAAAAGCGCAAGAGGAACAUCAUUUCUGCGGCCCUCUGGAUUUUUGCUUUGUUUCUUGGCUCGUUAGAAACGGUACACGUUCGUGUUUUAGGACACAAUGAACCGGGAUGCUACUUGGUGCCUGAACAUGACUUAGAGAAGUGGUUCAGCUCUCUCGUUAUUAUCCACUUUUUGGCGCAAUAUUUAAUACCGGCUGUGAUUAUGGUGACUUUUAACAUGCUAACAGCCCGAGCAGUGAGAUCGUCUCCUGAAGUUCAGAUCCGGAACAUUGACGACAUUUGGUUCCUGCAUGUUUAUUCCACCGUUUUUAUCAUUUGCUGGCUUCCAUUUCAUCUAACCAUGGUCCUCAUCUUGGUGGACCUGACACAACCACAUUUAUUUACCUGCAACACAGUCGAGCAGCUCUUUUUCUCCUACACUGUCGUAAGAACAAUCGCGUUACUCCAGUGCUUGGCUAAUCCCAUCCUCUACAGUUUUCUAAGCAGGAGCUUCCGCAGCAAGCUUAUUAACCUCAUUUUGAGCCAUUUGCCACAGGACGUUGUUCCUAAUCAAGGAACAGAUCAACAUCCUAACCGAGUUGAAGGUAAAGGAAAUGGAGGGAAGGCAAACAAUACGGCUGAAAACAACACCAGCCAAUCAGAUGGAGGACCAUAAAAAAAUGGAUUGAUUCACAUUCAAAGUUUGAAAUGGAAAAUUCAGAAUUUUACACUAUGACCAUACACUAUGUUUAAUGAGUAUCAUUUACAGUUAUGUUAGAAAUACUAAUCAUAUGUACAGUUAAAUAUUGCAUUAUACAAUACAUUAUACAGUGAAAAGAUGUCUUAUGAUCAUUAAAGUGUGUUAUGUACAGAUACUGCUAAUAAUCUAGCAAACUUCAAUAUUAAAAUCAUGUCUUUACAUUUUAUACAUAUGGAAUUUUGUGAUAUAUGUAUGUAUAAAUAUCCCUAUACACAGAUAAUAUCAUCAUGUAAUGAAUCUACCAAACAAUAGGAUGCGCUGUUUUCAAAUUCAAAUGUCUAAACACACAGUUGUAAAUGGUUGUGAUGUAAUGUGAAAUGGUAGAUUAAACUCUUUAGGUAGACAAUCUUUAGAUAUGAAUCAUAGCUUGAGCAUCUCAACAUCAAACUCAUCAAUAAUAUAAUUUCCUGCAAUGAUUUUACAAGAAAAAAAAUAUCUGUUCAACAUUUUCCCCAGUGAUCAGAUUGAGUCAUACACAAUGUUUACAUGUAAACAUUUACUGAAAUUUAUUCAAUGGUAUGAUAACGGCUAUUUUAUAAUUCAAUGAUGCAAUUUGUAACCAAAAAUUAAAGCAAAUCUAACAACGAAACAUUAAAGUUUUCAAAACAGAACAUUAGCACCCUCAAAUAUUAAUUACUAAUUUAUUUUUACUAAUAAAUUUUUCUUUUGCUCUUAAUAUUUUCAA
Molecule: messenger RNA, 2619 nt
Organism: Ictalurus punctatus (channel catfish)
Lineage: Eukaryota; Metazoa; Chordata; Actinopteri; Siluriformes; Ictaluridae
Product: G-protein coupled receptor 182
Exons: 3
Coding region: 780-1850 (356 amino acids)
Biological process (GO): G protein-coupled receptor signaling pathway
Cellular component (GO): membrane
Molecular function (GO): G protein-coupled receptor activity
Source: RefSeq, a predicted model, not a curated record